Messenger RNA from Pollicipes pollicipes, 999 nucleotides. RefSeq names its product F-box/LRR-repeat protein 7-like. Gene Ontology annotation, cellular component: SCF ubiquitin ligase complex. The coding region runs from base 1 to 999 and encodes 332 amino acids. The record is from RefSeq and is a predicted model, not a curated record. The transcript is spliced from 5 exons. Gene Ontology annotation, biological process: SCF-dependent proteasomal ubiquitin-dependent protein catabolic process. NCBI's taxonomy places the organism in Eukaryota, Metazoa, Arthropoda, Thecostraca, Pollicipedomorpha, Pollicipedidae. Gene Ontology annotation, molecular function: protein binding.
AUGGCUGCCUGUGACCUGGACAAUACCCAUGACAGCCUGCACAGCCUUCUGCGACAGCGCAUGGCGUGCAGCAACACGCUUCACUGCGACAGCGGCUACAGCUCCGCUAACCACUCCAGACAGACGUCCUUUGCACGGACUUCAUCUUCACCCGACUGGAGACUGAACGGCCCGCGGCGGCCGGCACCGUUCGUCCGUCUCUCGGACGAGCUGGCGCUACGCGUGUUCUCGCAUCUGUCGGCGGACGAGCUGAGCCGGUGCGCGCGCGUCUGCCGGCGCUGGCGCCGGCUGGCCUGGCAGCCGUGCCUCUGGACCGACAUCAGGCUGACGGGCGGCUGCGCUGACCCGGACGGCGCCCUCGGCCACAUCUUCCGCCUGCUGGGCCGCCGCCAGCCGGGCGCGCUCUGCCCAGCCGUGCUGCGCGUCCGGCUGGACGGCUGCUCGCGCCUGACGGACGCCGGCCUGGCGCAGCUGGCGCACCGCUGUCCGCAGCUGCGCCGGCUGGAGCUGCGCCUGACAGACGGCACGCUGGGCCUGGUGGCCGGCCGGUGUCCGGCUCUGCGCGAGCUCAGCGUGGCCGACUGUCCCCGGAUAACGGACGUGGGCGUGCGCCGGCUGGCCCCGCUCGGACCUGGCCUGCGCCACCUCAGCCUGGCGCACUGCCGGACCGUCUCGGACGCUGGCGUCGCGCAGCUGGCGCUCAGCUGCCGCCGUCUGCGCUACCUGAACGUGCGCGGCUGCGCAACUGUUGGCGACGCGAGUGACGCGAGCGACCUGGGUCUCCGGCUGCUCGCGCAGCACUGCCCGGACCUGAGGAGGCUCAGCGUCAGGGGCUGUGAGAUGGUGAGCGACGCGGGGGUCAGGCUGGUCGCCCUCCACUGCCGCGGCCUGCGGCAGGUCAGCGUGCAGGACUCGGCUGUGACGCUCGAGGGCUGCCGCACGGUAAAGAAGUACUGCAAACGCUGCACCAUCGAGCACUCCAGACCCGGCUUCUACUGA